UUGACCGAAUGUGAUCGCCUGAAACAGAUUCCGCCAAAUGUGAUACAAAGAUUAUCCCAAUUAGAAGAACUAAUCAUUCGUGAUAGUUUCCUGAAUUGGGAUGUUGAAGGGACAACCUCAGAAAUAAGCAAUGCUAACUUAUCAGAGUUGAACUCAUUACCCCGCUUGGUUAUUCUCUCUCUACGUUUGAACUUUAAUCAUUUACCCGAAGGCUUUGUUUUCCCGGACUUGCAUAGAUAUUUCAUAUCGAUUGGUUGCCCGUUCGGCACUCCUGUGACACCUCACCACUAUGGUAGUUUCACAUGUAUUAACUCAAGAACCUUAGAAAUCAAAGAUUUGAAGACCUCCUCAAUGAACGCAUUUAAGUCGUUGUUCCGUACCGUGGAAUAUAUUUGGAUUGAGUCUUGUGAGAUGGAAUGCAUGGUUGAUACAAUUGGGGGAAAUCAUACCGCUACAUUCGGUACUUUGGUCCAACCAUAUCUAAAGGAAACGAGCUGUCUGAGAACAAUAUGUGAGGGGCCCAACCAGUAUGUAAUCUUCAGCAAUCUCACAUUUUUAAAUGUAGAUAAAUGUACGAGAUUGAUCAGUCUCUUCUCGCGGUCCCUUGCUCAAAGUCUAAAAAAGCUGAAAGAACCAAUAUGUCUCUCAAAAUUAGAGACUCUUGAGGUAAAGAAUUGCGGAAAACUGGAAUAUAUCUUUCCUAUCUCAGUUGUUCGAGGUCUUCAGCGACUAGAAAGGCUAAAAUUACGAGAUCUUCCUCGAUUAAAGAAAGUAUUCGGCCAGAACAGAGAAGGAGAAGUUGGGGAUUGCGAAAUAGAGAGUCACCAUCAAACUACAUGCUUCCCAAAAUUAAAGACUAUUGAGUUAGUGAAUUGCGGAAAUCUGGAAUAUAUAUUUCCGAUCUCAAUUGCUCGAGAUCUUCCCCAACUAGAAAGUCUAGAAUUAGAAGAUCUUCCUCAAUUAAAGCAAGUAUUUGGCCAUGAAGAAGGAGGAGAUGAUGGGGAUGGAAACAACAGCGUGCUAUCUAAGUUGAGAAACUUAAGAUUAUGGAACUUACCAGAGCUUGUCAGUUUUGGUGGAGGAAAUAGUUCUUCAGUUUGGCCAUCAUUGCCAUUGGAGAGGCUAGAAGUGUUGAACUGUCCUAAAGUGAAGUUGGCUGAUGUGGAAGCGAAUGUGCCAGCUCUGCAAAAGCUUCAAAAUUUACAGAUCUUGUCUGUGGACGAUUGGAAUGCAACUUCAUUUGAUUUGAUGCAAGGUUUGUCAAACUUGGAACAAUUAAAAAUUAGAAAUUGUGGAGGAAUCCAAGAGGUGAUUAAGCUUGAAGGGCUUCUUACUAUAAGAGGAGAACAACAGGUCCUGUUACUCCCAAGAUUGAAGAUAAUGUUCUUGAUGGAUCUACAUCAACUGAGGUGCAUAUGGAAAGGCCCAACUAAACUUAUAAAUCUCAACAAUCUUGAAUAUUUAAUAGUCGAAGAGUGCAAAAAAUUGACGCAUCUCUUCACACCGGCCCUCGCUCAAAGCUUACAAAAGUUGAAAUUUCUUGAAAUUGAAAGGUGUGACGAAUUGGAGCAUAUAAUUGUUGAAAAUGUAGAAGAACAGGUCUCAUCAGAGAAUCAUCUCCAACCUUUAUGCUUCCCUAAACUGAAAAGCGUCUAUGUCACAUGCUGCAAUAAAUUGAAAUAUCUCUUCCCCAUGACCAUCGCUGAUAGUCUUUCAGAACUAAAGAUUCUCAUGGUAAUAGAAAACUCUCAAUUAAAGGAAGUAUUCAAUCAUGAAGGAGACGCUGGAGUUCAGAAAGAUGUAACGCUCCCUCAACUAGAAUUGAUGGGACUCAAAGGUCUACCAAGCCUUGUUAACUUCUGCCCAAAGAACUAUCAGUUUAUACUGCCAAAAUGGAGGGAGUUAAGAGUGGAAAGCUGUAAGAACAGGAGGACGACUUUUACCCGUACUCCAGACAGAAGUGUGCUUAUAAAUGGAGAGGUAGCCCAGAUAGACGAGCCUACAGGGACUUCAACAAUUUCUCCAGUGCUUACCAUAUGCCCUGCCAACAACGAUAUAACAUGGAGGACAGAUGUGAAAGACAAUCCUACAGGUGACUACUAAUCAGAUGCAUUAUAUUUUUACAAAGAAUUCCAAAGAUGGUGAUUUGGAUUUAUUAUGAUCUUUUCUACACACGGGGCUUAAAUUUGUGGCGGGCUCAUGGAUGGAUGGACGUGCUACUUCUGUAGAGGUCUCCGUCCUCAAAAUAUUCUCGUCUCUGUAUUUCACAACUCUUUUGCUUUCUAUUUAUUUGAUGUGUGUGUUUUAUUUUAUUUUAUUUUUUUUAUAGAUAAUGUGUUUUUUCUUUUCAUUUCUUGAACAAGAGACAAAUAUUUGUACAACUUUUUUUAAGUGAUAAUAUAUGAUUACAACAUCAUUUUUACA
Messenger RNA from Quercus robur (English oak), 2424 nucleotides. RefSeq lists its product as uncharacterized. Bases 352 to 2103 code for a protein of 583 amino acids. The record is from RefSeq and is a predicted model, not a curated record. NCBI's taxonomy places the organism in Eukaryota, Viridiplantae, Streptophyta, Magnoliopsida, Fagales, Fagaceae. The transcript is spliced from 4 exons.